Protopolystoma xenopodis is the source of this 318-nucleotide messenger RNA. NCBI's taxonomy places the organism in Eukaryota, Metazoa, Platyhelminthes, Monogenea, Polystomatidea, Polystomatidae. The record is from the annotation of a GenBank genome assembly.
UUCAUCGAUAUCGUAAGUGACAUGGUCUCCAGUGGAGACUAUAAGGAAGUGGAAGACCCAACGAUCUUCGUUUCUCAGGUAACUGGACGUGGCCCGUUGUCCGAAAACUGGACUAAGGAGCAUAGUUUGUCUCAGAAGGGUGCCGAUAUUCGAUACUCGGGCCAUGGUAUCAGUCCGGCACGCGAUGGACUUAUUAUCGAACAUCCCCUUCCCAAGCGAAUAAUGUGUGCCUACAAGUUGUGCCGCGUCGAGUUCCGAUAUUGGGGCAUGCAGACCAAGGUGGAACGCUUCAUUCACGAUAUUGUAAGCCUACGUUAA